Messenger RNA from Dictyostelium purpureum, 606 nucleotides. RefSeq lists its product as uncharacterized. The transcript has a single exon. The coding region runs from base 1 to 606 and encodes 201 amino acids. The record is from RefSeq and is a predicted model, not a curated record. Lineage: Eukaryota; Evosea; Eumycetozoa; Dictyosteliales; Dictyosteliaceae.
AUGUUUGAUUUAGUAGAAUGUGCAUACUCUUUAGAUAAUAUAGAAGCAUUGGAGUAUUUCCUAUCAAUGAAUGUACCAACAUUUUUACCAAACUAUACAAUUAAUAAUAAAAGUUUUUCAAUAUCAAUAAUAUCAUUAGAAUUACUAUUAAAAUAUCGAGUAAAUAUCAUAGAACCUUAUAGUAUCAAUAUCAAUAAUAUCAAUAACAAUAAUAACACAACACCAGCUUCAUCAUCAUCAUUCAGUUUAAACAAUAGUAAUAGUAAUAAUUAUACAACAACAGUAGCAUUAGCAUUCAGUUUAAAAAAUAGUUAUAGUAAUAGUAACAACAAUACAACAACAACAGCACCAGAACCUACAACAUUCAUUUUAAAAAAUAGUAAUAGUAACUAUAAUUUAAAUAGUAGUAUUAGUGAAUAUAGCAAUCUAAAUAAUAAUAGUACCAGUUUAGCCCGAAGCGCAAGUUGUAGUAGUAUAAGCAGUUGUAAUAUUAAUGAUAGCAAUGGGAGUAGCUGUAGUAGCGGUUACAACAAUAAAAACAAUAAUAGCUUUUUAAUUAAUAAUAGUAAUAUAACACUUCCACCACCAUCAUCAUACAGAAAUUAA